This is a messenger RNA of Hemiscyllium ocellatum (epaulette shark), 6300 nucleotides long. RefSeq names its product xylosyltransferase I (gene xylt1). Gene Ontology annotation, biological process: chondroitin sulfate proteoglycan biosynthetic process; heparan sulfate proteoglycan biosynthetic process. The record is from RefSeq and is a predicted model, not a curated record. The coding region runs from base 1 to 2709 and encodes 902 amino acids. Gene Ontology annotation, molecular function: protein xylosyltransferase activity. The transcript is spliced from 11 exons. Gene Ontology annotation, cellular component: membrane. NCBI's taxonomy places the organism in Eukaryota, Metazoa, Chordata, Chondrichthyes, Orectolobiformes, Hemiscylliidae.
AUGAUGGUGCUGGUGUGCGGCCGCAGGUUGUUGCGGCGGGGCUCCCGCUCCGCGUUGCUGGCCGCGCUCUCGGUGCUGCUGCUGCAGACGCUGCUGCUGUGGAGCUUCAGCAGCCUGGACGGAGAGAGCGGGGAGACCGGGGGACAGAGCCCGGACACCGGGCAGCACCGGGACCGCAGCAGGCACAUCCGAGAAAUACCCGCCAGAGGAGCAGCCUUCCCCGGACACGGGCUGGGUGUGCUUCUUUCUCAUAAGCCAAAGGAAAAAAAUCGGAUUGACAGUAAUAAUGAAAACUCUGUCCCGAAAGACUUUGAAAAUAUUGACAAUAGUAAUUUUGGGCCCAGAAUACAAAAGCAGAAGUUGCAGCCGGAAGUGAAAAGUAAAGCACCAACUGAGAAGAAAGCCAAGUAUGAGCAGGUGGGCAAAGCCAAGGAUCAUUCAUUGCUGGGCAAGGGCACCAAUGAAGUCCUGAAGUAUGGGAACUAUCAGGCAAAAAAUGCCAGCAAUUUGCAACCAAACCACAAGACUGGGAAUGUUUAUAAAGAUGUGGUGAUUGGAAAAAAUACACAAGAAAUCCAUUAUGAGCAGACUCCCAGAUGUGAAAUAUCAGGCAAGGAAGCAUUGUCCGCACUCUCCAGGGCGAAAAGCAAACAUUGUCAGCAGGAGAUCGCUGAGCUCUAUUGCCUUCAUAAAGAUGGCAAGUUAAUGCCAGAAAAGGCACCUCGAUUGUGUCCGCUGGAGGGUAAAGCAGCAAAUAAUAUCCAGCCAGAGGAUGACUCCUUGGAAUCUCUGCCUCAGAAUCCUGUCAGAAUUGCCUUUGUUUUGGUUGUUCACGGUCGAGCUUCACGACAGCUGCGGCGGAUGUUCAAGGCGAUUUAUCACCGAGAUCACUACUAUUACAUUCACGUGGACAAGCGAUCGAACUAUCUGCACCGUGACGUGUUAGAGUUUGCCAACCAGUACCCAAAUGUGCGAGUCACGCCUUGGCGAAUGGCCACCAUCUGGGGUGGUGCAAGUCUGCUGACCAUGUACCUGCAGACUAUGCGGGAUCUACUGGAGAUGAAAGACUGGUCCUGGGACUUCUUCAUCAACCUGAGUGCUGCCGACUAUCCGAUUAGGACGAAUGAUCAAUUGGUCGCUUUCUUGUCGAGAUACAGAGAUAUGAAUUUUCUGAAGUCUCAUGGCAGAGAUAAUGCGAGGUUCAUAAGGAAGCAGGGUUUAGACAGGAUUUUCUUUGAGUGUGAUACACACAUGUGGCGCCUAGGAGACAGGAAAAUCCCUGAAGGUAUCACUGUCGAUGGUGGUUCUGACUGGUUCCUCCUCAGUAGAAAAUUUGUGGAAUAUGUGAACUAUUCUGAAGAUGAGCUGGUGAGCCACAUGAAGCGGUUCUAUGCCUACACCCUGCUGCCUGCUGAGUCCUUCUUCCAUACUGUCCUGGAGAAUAGUCAGCUCUGUGAGACGAUGGUGGAUAACAACUUGCGGAUUACCAACUGGAAUCGGAAACUUGGCUGCAAGUGCCAGUAUAAACACAUCGUGGACUGGUGUGGCUGCUCCCCCAAUGACUUCAAGCCACAAGAUUUCCACCGCUUCCAGCAAACGGCGAGGCCAACGUUUUUUGCUCGGAAGUUUGAGGCCGCAGUUAACCAAGAGAUCAUUGGUCAGCUGGAUGCCUAUCUGUUUGGGAACUACCCAGCUGGCAUGACAGCCCUGAAGGCGUACUGGGAAAAUGUAUACGAUGAGCCGGAUGGCAUCCAUAGCAUCAGCGACACAUACUUGACCAUGUAUCACUCGUUCACCCGCCUUGGUCUCAAAAGAGCAGAGUCUUCCUGGCAUUCCAAAGAGGAGAAUAAGUGCAGAUAUUACCCUAUGGGCAAUCCAGUCUCAGUGCAUCUCUAUUUCUAUGCUGACCGGUUCCAAGGCUAUCUGCUGAAACACUAUGCGACAAAUCUGGCCACCAGCAAAUUGGAAACACUGGAGACUUGGGUGAUGCCAAGAAAAAUGUUUAAAAUUUCAAGUCCCACCAAUGACUUUACACGGCUGCAGUUUGCUGAGACUGGCACAGAAUGGGAUGCUAAGGAGAGAAUUUUUCGAAACUAUGGUGGCCUCAUUGGGCCAAUGGAUGAGCCUAUUGGCAUGCAAAAGUGGGGCAAGGGCCCUAACGCCACAGUCACUGUCGUUUGGAUCGAUCCAAUUAAUGUCAUUGCAGCUACGUAUGAUAUUCAGAUCGAGUCUGGUGCCGAGUUCACUCAUUACAAACCUCCACUCAACCUCCCCCUGCGUCCAGGUCUCUGGACUGUCAAAAUUCUGCACCGCUGGACACCAGUGGCUGAGACAAAAUUUUUAGUGACUCCACUGACAUUUUCAAACAGGCAGCCAAUCGGAAAAGGAGAAGCACUCAAGUUACAUAGUGGCCCAUCUAAGAAUGCCUACAUGGAGCAGAGUUUUCAAGGCCUGAGGAAUACUUUGAAUAUACACUCUACUCCCAAGCAAGUGGAACAGGCAAAACAUAAUGCAGCACUCACUGGCUCACAGCUGGAGAGCUGGGUGGAUCCCAUGGUGACCAGUUUGUGGUCGGCUGUGGAUAUCUGUGCCAGUGGCCCCACCUCUUGCCCGAUCAUGCACACAUGCAGCCAAACAACCUGGAGUUCAGAGAGUCCAGACCCCAAAUCAGAAUUGGGGCCAGUCAAAGCAAAUGGGCGUUUGAGGUAGCACCUAAUGCAUUCCUGAACCAUCAUAAAAAUACAAAUUGCCAAUUGGGUUUUCCUGUUAGUUCUUAGCAACAGUUCCCGGAUGUCUUCAUAGAAUUGUGGCAAAGCUAGGGCAGUGUAUCUAAACUGAAGAUGUUGAUACUGACAGAGGUAAACAGUGUUAGCUGUGCUGGUACUGUGAAAGAACAGAUGUAUUAUCAUGUACUACAGAAAGUCUAGAAGGAAACUUUAGCACUCUAUUUAUUUAAACAUUUUAGUCAGUGACUAAUGAGUAGGCGCUGCUUUUGCAGCUUUGGUAUAUAUAUAUAUAUCCUAUUACUAAUCUGCCUUUAUUAACAAAGGCCUGUGUCCAGACUUCCUACCGCCUUUAACUGUAUCUGAUCUAAAACCUGUAGAGGGUCUUAAAGCUUGUCAACAGGAUUAUUUAAAUUAAAAUCAAAUAGUUACACCUAGUGUAAGAGAGAGAGUCAGUUCUCCCAAACGGGUUGUAACGCACUUUGUUGAUCCAGUGCUUUCAGCACUGACUAUUCUAUUACAGAUGAUCAGAGCAUUAUACUGCAGCCAGGAAUCACACCAGGAUCAGAGAAUGAUGUCGUGGGACCAUCAGUGUUAGCAACCUCAAAGCAAAUUAGAGUUUAUUCGAAUUUUUCAUGGCAAUGAUAUAGCAACUCUUUUUAACCUAUUUAGAUCAAGCAUUCCUUUUAAACUUAUUUUUUUUAAAUCUUGCAUCUAAUUUUGCAAAAAAAAUCACAUUGCACUUUCAAAGAGAAAGCUUUUUGAAUAUAGAACCAGAAACACAUCCUUCUGUUCAACAUGGCUAAAAAUCAGAUAUCUUUGAUUGAACAUUCUUUACUGGAGCUAAUUAAAAAUUUGAAUGUUUUUACUUCUUUUAUAUAUGUUAUUAGAGCAUCUCAGAAGUGCUUCGUGUUGGCCCUUCCAUGCAGUUUGCAUUAAUCGUCAUCCUUUGAUGUGAUGUGUGGGCAGGGUUUGUUAACUUUAUUGCAGGUGAUAGGUCUUGUGAACAGUUAGUGUCAUGCACACACAUUUGAUCUCAGCAUGUGAAGCUACAGUCUGUAGCGUUUUUAGACUAACAGGCAGACCAGCAACCCUGCGUAUUUACUUCAUCACAUCAAAAUAAUCUAAAUCCCUGCUCCUAUUAGUGUGAAAAUCAGAUGAAACCCACCUUUGUUUCAACUUGUGUUAUAAAGGUCUAUCAGUAUUCCUGUUAAUAAUUUGUAUUUGAGUAACUUAUUGUUAAACAUUAGAUGGGUUCAGAGUUGCAUUUCACAGUUAGCAUUGCCUCACUCAAACUCCAUUCCUACUUUGAGUUGAAAUAUUUCUCGGCUUGUUCUGUGUGAACUCAACAGUAACAAUACUUGCUAAAACCCUUGGGUGGCUAACGAUUUACAGUUAUCCAAAUCACAGGGUCCUUCUUGUUCACAGCAACUUGGCAACAAAAGGGGAAAUGAAGAAUUGCUGAACGGACAUGGGAAAUACUGUGAAUAUUGAGCAGAUUAGUCAACAGAUGGGAGGCAGUGACAGGGUCCCUAUUGUGGACAUUCCCAUCACCCCAUCACAGGGUUCCAUUUCAAAAAUCACUCUACUUCCCUCUCUACAAAUUAGUUCAUUUCAAGUGCACUUUGAACAUUGUUUUAAUCCAGAUUUUCAUCUCUGACCAUGUUUUUAAACUAUAUAAUCACAUAUUUACUGAAGUGAAUAAUUCACAUGAUCAAGCUCUGGGCAUCAGUUUUCUAUCCAUUUCGAUGUAACAUUUAAUUUAUACAAUUUAGUUGAUCUGGUGCCCCCCACCCCCGUCAUAAAUUUGUGACAAAAUCUAAAACAAACAGAACUUUGCUUCAAAAGGCUGGUGGGUUUAGUGGCAGGAACAGGAAUGGAAAAGUGUGUGAUCAGGAUUUCUGCCCACACCAAUCCUGCCUCAGCCACACUAGAUUAGCAAUGUUAAUACUGUCUAGAAUUUGUGCAACUUUGAACAAACUGAUUUCAAAAAUUAACUUCAGGUGAUUUUCAUUGUAAUAAUGUAUCCAUUUCCCAGUUGAUGAAUGAUUUGUGUUUAUCUCAUAAUUUCAGUCUGUUUAAAUCAAUGGUUGUAAUAGGAUGCAAACAGGUAACAGAAAAAUCUCCAUAUUCCUGUUAGGCACGGGGACCACAAAUCAUUCCUAAUUUGAGAAGGGGUGAAAUUAGAAAUACAACCGAUCAGUUUAGAAGAUUGAAGAUAGGACAUCAUUAGGCUUUUUGUCUUCAGUCAUUGAAAAUGAAAAGCCUUUUAUAUAAAAAAAAGUGAAAUACACUUUGGAGAUCCUGCCUGUAAAGGAACGAUUAUUGGCCUGAUGUUUUUUCUAGCAUUUAUGAAUACACACUGAAGACUCCCCAAGGCUCCAUCAUCCCAGAACCAACCUUUAAAAUGUACACAGCAGGUAUCCUUUUCCAAUUUGUGCAGCAUUUCAAAAUGUGCACGUUAAAAACCUCAGGUUGGCUGAGACCAUUUCACAACUAAGCAACCUUUUUACACUUGGGAGGCAGUGGGGGGGAUGUGAAUCUCUGAAAUUAUUCAGCAGCUGUCCAUUUUUAAUUCUCUGCUGUUAAUGCCAUGUAUUAAUUAUCAUGAAGCUGUCAACUCAAUGCCUUCUUCCUCCUGUGCUGAGGGGGAGCUGUCAUGGGUGCUACCUCACGUGAAUGAGAGCAUAUUUUACCCAACAUCAUUGCUACUGGAAAUAUCUUCAGAGCCUGUUUCACCUGAGCUGAAUGUAUGAUCUAUGCAAGCUGUUCCUUGUCAUGAGAACACAACGCAAUUGAAAUUAAACUUGCCAAAUAAACUGCAAGAUACUGUACAGACGUCUCUGAUAACAGAGAGAACAUUCAGGUGCUGUUCACUGCACCAAAUUUGUAAAUUGUCACGUAUUUUGUUCAACGGGCAUUGUUAGUCACAGUUAGGUCAAUUUUUGCCCAAAGACUGUACUGAAGAGUCUUUGCGUUAUUAACGAUACACUUGUUACAUGUCAACAAAUGCGUGGCUGUCAGAUAGUCAGUGCUGGCUUAUUCCUUUGCCUCCUGAUAAAUUAUUGAUUGUGCCCUCAUUUUAAAAUUCUAAAGACUACCUUAUGCAAUUAAAAAAAUUAUGGCUAUUUUAUUAUAAAUCCAAAUAAGCAUUUAAAAAGAAACUAAGAAUUAUUUUAAACUGGACAUGUACUUACAGGAAAAGGACUAAUUCCAACAUGCAACUCCUUGCAAGGUGUAGAUAUUUGUUAUUUAUUUAAAGGAAUAAAAUAUUUUGAAGUUUUAAAAGAUGUUUAAUUUGACAAUUGGGUCAAAAGUUCUGAAAGCCAGUACGGUUUCCUGUAUGUAGAAUGUUUUAUUCAGCAAAUAUUGCACUAGCUGUUUUGCACCCAAUUGCCCUCCAAUUAGCAGAGAGAUAAUGAAACACAGAAAUUGUGCCUUAACUGCUUUCUGGUCUGAGGAAGUCUGCUUUUGUCUGACAAAGCAAGUUUUUGCAGGUUAUCAACAGUUGUAUUAAAUGCUGUAUCGUACCAAAAACUGCUGUUGUAUAUAGAUGCCUACUGUCCUAUUGUGGUUU